UGCCGCUUCUGCCCCCGGUGGAUGCCAUCCCGGAGCCCGCGUGCUGCCACCGCUGCCGCCACCGGGGCGGGGGGCUCCCGGGUCCGCCCGCUCAGCCCGGGGAGGCGUACAUGCCCCGGCUCCCCUCCGCUCUCACCAGCAGCAUGCUUUAUUUCCAGAUGGUGAUCAUGGCAGGGACGGUGAUGCUGGCUUAUUAUUUCGAGUACACGGACACAUUCACCGUCAAUGUACAGGGCUUCUUCUGCAACGACAACGCCUACCGCAAGCCCUACCCGGGCCCGGAGGACAGCAGCGCCGUGCCGCCCGUGCUUCUCUACUCGCUGGCUGCUGGGGUCCCCGUCCUAGUGAUCAUAGUUGGAGAAACUGCUGUAUUUUGCCUACAACUAGCCACAAGGGAUUUUGAAAAUCAAGAAAAAACUAUUUUAACCGGAGACUGUUGCUAUAUAAAUCCACUAGUACGCAGAACUGUCCGGUUUCUUGGGAUUUAUACAUUUGGGCUGUUUGCUACAGAUAUCUUUGUGAAUGCCGGACAGGUAGUGACAGGGAAUCUGGCUCCACAUUUUCUUGCACUCUGCAAGCCCAACUACACGGCUCUUGGAUGUCAGCAGCUCACACAGUUCAUCAGUGGUGAAGAGGCCUGUACUGGUAACCCAGAUCUCAUCAUGAGAGCUAGAAAAACCUUCCCUUCCAAAGAAGCAGCUCUGAGUGUGUAUGCAGCGAUGUAUCUGGCAAUGUACAUUACCAACACAAUAAAAGCCAAAGGAACAAGACUUGCUAAACCAGUUCUAUGCUUGGGCUUAAUGUGUUUGGCCUUUCUUACUGGACUCAACAGAGUAGCAGAAUAUCGAAAUCAUUGGUCAGAUGUGAUAGCAGGUUUUCUUGUUGGAAUAUCUAUAGCAGUAUUUUUGGUCGUAUGUGUGGUAAACAAUUUCAAAGGAAGACAACCAGAAAAUGAACACAUACACAUGGACAAUCUGGCACAGAUGCCAAUGAUCAGCAUUCCUCGAGUAGAAAGUCCCUUAGAAAAGAACCACAUCACGGCCUUCGCAGAAGUCACAUGAUGUCGAACUGGACGCUUUUUCACUGCACUGGACAUCAUCCCUUUUCACAGUCCAUUCAUGAGUCCCAAAGUCUUUUUGAUAGCAGGAUCAGUUUAUAAAAAUGUCUGGUUGCUGAUCAUUCAUACAAUAUUGAAAUCUAUGUCACCUUUAUUUUGAAAAGAUGCUCCUUAAGUAUUCAGAUUUCAUGUUAUGGUCCCAUAAAACCAUCUCAACUAUGAAAAGCAAACUAUAUGCUCACCAGAUUUGUAUGAAAAAACCCAUUAUAUGGGCUUAGUUGAGCUUUUCAAUAAUUUGUGUUAUCUAACUCAGCAGUAUGCCAUAUUUAGUUUACAACAGGCUUUCAGAGUCAAAAAGUUUAGGGAGUUUUGUGUCUUCCCCUCCUUUUAUUCAGCACAGUCAUUUUAAUUGAAACAUUUCUGUGUGUAAAAUUUCUUUUUUAAAGUAUGUUAUAUAUUCAAAUAACAUUUGCACAUUAUAUUAUAGUACACGUCACUUAAAAUACAAUUCCUCCUGAACAUUCUCAGACUGGUGCUCCUGCUUUUGAAGGGAAAAUGCCCAUUUUUUACUGUAAUGAGUAAUGUAUCAUAAUUAAAAUAUAUUUAUUUGGAUUUUUCCUGAUAAUUGUGGUUGAAAUGUUGAACUGUAGGGCUUGUUUGGAUGCAGAUUGUAUGUAGGAUAGUUGAAAUAAGAAUAUAAAACAGUGAUGACUUUUACUGGCCAAUACUGUGUGGGUAGCAGUAUCUCAGAGUAGGUUAAAGGCCCCAUCCUGUACAUUGACCAUUCAACGUUCCUGUGUAAUUUAAAUGGAAAAUAGGUACACAAUUGUACAUCAUUGAAGUUAUAUGAAUGGUGGUUAUCAUUUUAUCUUGACAUAUAUCUUAUGUUUUGAGCAAGAGGGUGACAAGACUGAGAAAGAAGAUGAUCAUAUUCAGGCUGGGUAAAAUUCCAUUCUAUUAAAUUAAGAAGCAUUUAUUAAGCACUUCCUAUGUUCAGAGCACUGUGUUUAGUGCUGGAGAUGCAAAGAAAAAUGAAACAAUCCCUUCUCUCAAAGAACUUACAGGCUACUUAGGGAUGUGUCAUAUAUACAGAGAAGUAAAAAUAGCAUGAUUUGAGGAGGAAGAAAGCCCUGGCAAUUGGGGUAUCAGGAAAGUUUUCACAGAGUUCUACAUCUGGAAGGAAGUUUUGUUCAAUGAAGAUAGAAUAUCCUAUAAGAAAAUUCACUCUUCAUUUGUUUGUCUGGCAAAGAAUUUGAAAUUUGGCAUUGUAGAUACUCAUGAAAUAUCUUUGCCCUACAUGACUAGCAAGAAUUUACUGUAAGACAGGCAUUUGAUCUUGACAACAUGAUAAGAAAAGACUUGAUUCCCUCUGAAAUUUCUCCAAAUAGAUAUAAAGACUUUUUUUUUUUCAAUGAGAGACAAAGUCUGUGACUUUCCCUGAUCGUUGCUGGAAGUGAAGUUUCAUUGUGUCUGACUAAUUUCUGUUUUCAUCUAAGAAUUCAAUAAUAGUAUGAUGUUUCGAUAAUAUGACUGUAUUUUUAUGUUAGAACUUAAAUAUUUGAAUCCAAGAGCAACAGUAACACAUUUUGCAAAACUGUCUCUUAUAAUUGUGGGGUUGGUUAAAAUUGCAAAGUGCUAAAUGGAUGAACUUGGGCAGUAAUAGCCUGUCUGGGUCAUUUUCCUCAACCAUAUAAGUGUGGGGGUUGGACUAGAUCACUUCUAAAGUUAUUUCUAUCUAUAAAUCCAUCAUAGGAUUAACUCAGUUGAUCCCACAAUAGCUUAUGAGUUAAAUAAGGUAGAUAUUACUAUCUCUAUAAAUAUCUACUGAGGCUCAGAGAAUUUUAAAGUGACUUUUCAUAGAACAUAUAAUUAACAAAUAAUGCAGCUGGGAUUAAAAUCUAAGCCUUUCCCCAGCAAUCUUGGAGGAGUAAAGGAAGCAGAAUACUUUCUUAGCCAUAAUAAGUAUCAACAAGAUUAAGUCAGGUCAUUUCUAUUGUGGCAUCUACUUUCCAAGGACCAAACCUUUUGUCCAUCUGUUUCCACUUGACAGUAACUGCUUUAGCAGUGUAUGAGAAGGAUCAACAUUAUCCAUUAAAUAAAAACUUUGUGCAGCAGUUAUUACAUAUUGGGCUUCAACUGGAAAACCUGGAUUUGAAUCCCAUUUCUGAAACUUAGCUAGUGAUAUGAUACUAGGUAAGUCACUUAGUCUCUGUAUGCAACUCUCUAGCACUCAGGGGAAAAGAUUAUUGUAUCUGAGUCAGAGAACUCGAUUCAGAUUCCAGUUCUAGCAUUUUUUUCCCAUGUAACCAUGGGCAAAUAACUCUUUUUAAAGCCUCAGUUUCCUCAUUGGUAAAAUGUCUUAGUUGGCAUUGAGAUGAUCCCCAAAAUUCCUUUAAACUCUAAAUCUACAAUCCUGUGAUCUACUAAAUCAUAGAUUGCAUUCUGCAUUGGUGCAUUCUUUUGAAAUCACUCAUUUUUCAUGUUAUCAUGUCAAGACACAUUGAAUUAUGUCUUAAAUUUUGCAAUGUCAAAUAUGUACAAAAGCACAAUUCUGUUAAAAAUCUGAUCUAGUUAAAUCUGAGUAAAGUCAAGUCAGCUACAGUAUUCAAAAGUCAAAGAUUCUUGGGUUAACUUUUUACAAUAUAGGACUCACUGAUCCCACCACAUGGGAAAAAAAAAAUAUAUAUAUAUAGCAUAUAUGUAUGAGUAUAUAUGUGCUUAUAUAUCCAUAUUUACAUAUAUACAUAUAUGAUAUAUAUGUAUUAUAUAUGCCAGGAGAGAGCCCUUAACUUUGAUACUGCUACUCAAAAUAAUGGGGAAAAAGAAUUAGGACAUGAAUAUGUAAAAAUGUAUAUAUACUAUAGAGAGAAUAAGCAAAUACACCUCUUUCUGAUGAAGACAUGUCUCCUUUUUAUUCUAGGUAUUUAGGGGCCCAGGUCACUAUCAAUUGAUCUACCUGAAAUUUUCAGUGAUACCUGUUUGCAUGGCAGGAAAGCUGCACAUGUUUAUUCUGAUUUCUAAGAUGACUUAAAAGGCUCUUUUAUGUUAAAAGAGAGGUGAACCUUCUUCAACAGACUGUGUCUAUUUAACUUCUAACUGGGCCUCUCUCUUCUCAGGAUGUACCCCAGCCAAAUAUUUCGGGUUAUUUACCAAUUUUCUUUGUGAACCAGCAGUGGGACAGAGGGUAGG
This is a messenger RNA of Sarcophilus harrisii (Tasmanian devil), 4246 nucleotides long. It is a transcript of the gene PLPPR5, whose product is annotated as phospholipid phosphatase related 5. Bases 111 to 1061 code for a protein of 316 amino acids. Gene Ontology annotation, molecular function: phosphatidate phosphatase activity. NCBI's taxonomy places the organism in Eukaryota, Metazoa, Chordata, Mammalia, Dasyuromorphia, Dasyuridae. Gene Ontology annotation, biological process: signal transduction; phospholipid dephosphorylation; phospholipid metabolic process. The record is from RefSeq and is a predicted model, not a curated record. The transcript is spliced from 6 exons.